UUAGCUAGGGGAUUUAGGAACAGCCAUGACUGCAAACCUAGAGUUCCCGAUGACCUAGGACAAUCGAAAAGCUGGGUCACAUUAGGUCCAAAUCGAAGCACUCGGCUUUCUCAGACCCAGUUACUCUUCAAUGCAGCCAUGCCUCCCAACGCCUAUAACCGUGCUAGCCAAGUUGGCCCACCUGCACCCAUUGUGAUUGAGAAGCUGAUGCCCUGGGUAGAGGAUUGGGAUGACCUGGAUAGCACCUGCAGCUCUCUGUGUUUCUCUGCUCUGUCUGAGGUGCGUCUGCUGUCUGCAAUCAGGCUGGCCAAGAGAGAUCUGAGGAAGAGACGACAGGAGUCAUUGAACAGCUCCCCCAUCAGACCACAGCCAGAGGAGACAGUGGAGCAGCAGAAGAGGGUUUUUCCUAAGGGGAGGUCAAAGACAGAAGUGACUCGGUCUGGAGCCAAGGUGCUUGUAUACACCUCCCAGAAGUAUAUCUCUGUACCCCCUGGGCCUGAUCAUGGCCUGUCCCCCCCAACCAGAGACCCAGGCCCAAGGCACACAGCCAGCCAGGAGCCCCAGACAGCACUCAGCCAGGAGGCCCGCAGACUGCAGAGAGAGCUGGCCAACUACAUCCAGAGAUUAGAUCAGCUCACAAACAGAGGGCGAAUGGUUGCAGAGCCCUUGGAGCCUGAUGAGCAGCGCAGGAUGGUGGUCCGCAGACAGGAACAGGCAGCCCGCUCUGCACGCAUCAUCUAUGUGCUACAACAACAGGCGAAAGAGAUCCAAGAGGAUUUAGACAAACUGCGCUCACAGAAGAUUGAUCACACAAACAAAUCCAGAUCGAUGGACAGGUUGGCUGCUGCCCAAAGAGGGGCGAUCAGGGCCAUGCAGAGGUUCACUAAUCAGCUGUCUGACACGUCUGAGGGUAGGAUGCCCUCCCAUUGUAAAGAGUUGGGCCAGCUGAUCCGCCAGCUUUCUCUGUGCUCGGCCAAGGUGGAGGUGGGCCAGGGAUCAGCCAUCCCAGAGACUGCCCUGGACAUCCUGCAGAAACUAGGGACCCUGGAUACUGCUCAGGAGCAGGAGAGUCCAGUACAUAGGAGGCACGCCCGAGCACGCAGUUCCUCCCCUGCACGCUGCCGCAGGUCUCCACAUCGUAGCACGUCUCCCCCCCAUCCCCGUGCACCCAGGGGCUCUGCCACCACCAGGGGUCUCAGAGGACCUCGUAGAGCAGCAGGCCCCAAGAAGUCCUUCCCUGGUGAGCAACGAGCAGGUGUUCUCAUUCUAAUUCUACAAAAUAGGAGAGCGGUCCCUCAGCAUCAGCAGCCACCCAGAGCCACAGAGCCUCCUCCACAGCUGGAUCGCAGACAGGUGCUCAGGGCUGGCCUGGAGAGCCUGGUCCAUCUUAGAGAACUCAGGGAAGGUGGGGUACAGGUCCCCAACAGUCAAGGAGGAGCUCUGCACCCCGACAGGACAAAGAAGCAGGGAGCCCAUGUGAGGGAUGCAGGUUUACUGCAGCCAACAGUGGCUUCCAGGCUGAGAGUGGGUCAGUACCCACAGAAGGAGGCCUCUGUGCCCUGGAUACCCACGCCACCUCACUCUCCUCCUAAACAACAACAACGAGUGAAGAGACCAGAGCCUCGAUGUCUCUUCUCCCCUCUGAAGCUCUCCUCAGGCACCUCAGAGCAGCAGCUGAGUGGUGUGGUGUCUCUCCACUGGCUUCCAGUUGAAACUCGCAUCCGCUACAAGACCAUGGUGCUUGCCUACGGAGCUGUGAGGGGAACGGCACCUCAGUACCUCCAGGCUCUGAUCAGGCCCUACACCCAAACAAGGGCACUGCGUUCAUCCACCUCUGGCCUGCUCGCCUCCCUACCACUGAGGAAGUACAGUUCCCGCGCAGCCCAGUCAAAACUGUUCGCUGCUCUGGCCCCCCAAUGGUGGAACAAACUCCCUCACGACGCCAGGACAGCGGAGUCAAUCACCACCUUCCGGAGACACCUGAAACCCCACCUCUUUCAGGAAUACCUAUUCCUGUGCUCAAGGAAGCGAAGGUUUGCUGAUGACACAACAGGCCUGAUCAUCGAAAACGAUGAGACAGCAGUGUUGGGCCAGGACAACAACCUCUCCCUCAGUGUGAGCAAGACAAAGGAGCUGAUUGUGGACUACAGGAAAAGGAGGGCCGAACAGGCCCCCAUUAACAUUGAUGGUGCUGUAGUGGAGCGGGUCGAGAGUUUCAAGUCUGAGGUGGGUUCUCCAACCCAGUGGGCUGAGAGAAUUGAGAGGGAGGCCCGAGGGAGACUUCAGCCUCUCUUGGACCAGGCCCAAGAGACAUUUAAACUAUCCCUAAAAAAAAAUAAAGGGUUGGCUUUGGCUGCAGAGUGCGCUGAGGUGCUGAGUGAGGCCCUGCUAGAGGAGCUGCUGGCUGAUGCAGUGCUGGCCACCUGGGUGGCGGAGACAGACAGAUGGAGGGUUUGGCAGCUCCAGGCCCCCACCCUGGAGAGCAUGCUGCUACGCAUGGAGGAGAUGGAGAAAGACCAGGAAGUUGUGAGGAGGCACUUUUCUACCAUCACGUACUCAGACCCUCACUACUGGGACAAAGGGGACACAACUGGGGAACUCCUUUUCCACCCCUCUUUCUCCCAUCCCCAUCGCUCUCUCAAGGCCCUAGAGGCCUGCUCCAAGCCAGUCUCUCCUCAGCCCGUCAGGAUCACCGGGCCAACACUGAGACACACCACCACGGCUGACAUUGUCCUGGAGAGCCCUGUGGAGACCGGGUGUUUUUUCAUCUGGUGUUGCCAAAGCGCUCUUUUCUCUGAAUAGUCCUAUGCACAGAAUUCAAUAUAACAUUGUGUACUGUUACAGUAUCUGUAUGUUAAUAUUUGUAGUAAUCACCAUGCAAUACUGCAGCCACCAUCUUAGAGAAAGCUUCAAGCACUGUCUGACUUUAAUGGGUUGAUGUAUGGACAGAUGGUUUGAGAAACAGAUAUAUAUUAAUAAGGAAUAUAUGACAUUAUAUACUGGGUGGUUCGAGCCCUGAAUGCUGAUUUGUCUGACAGCCGUGGUAUAUCAGACCAUACACCACGGGUAUGACAAAUAAUUUAUUUGUACGGCUCUAAUUACAUUGGUAACCACUAUAAUAGCAAUAAGGCACCUCAGGGAUUUGUGGUAUAUGGCCAAUAUACCAUGGCUAAGGACUGUAUCCAGGCACUCUGCGUUGCGUCAUGCAUAGCCCUUAGCAGUGGUAUAUUGGCCAUAUACCACAACCCCUCAUGCCUUAUUGCUUAAUUAUACAUUUAUAAUUUGUUGAUGUUGCAGAUUGUAGUUAAUGGUUAUGAGAUGCUAUACUGGGUGAUGGGCCUUCUGCAGUCUCCUCUAAAUGGGAAUUAAUUACAGAGGGUAAUGGUGUAUGACAUCACUUAACCUGCUGUAUUAGCUGUACCUUAUCAGGCAGGAACUCAUAAAGGACAAUAUAACGAGACAAAACUGAUGCAGAACAUUGAUCCCCCAAAUGUAAGACGGUGAGAAAGUGCCCAACAAAACCACUGUCCCAAAAACUGUCAAUUACUUUAUUUUGCAGUUGACGUCCAUUCCAGACGAUCAAUAAAACGGAUGGAGGUGGAA
Oncorhynchus nerka (sockeye salmon) is the source of this 3603-nucleotide messenger RNA. RefSeq names its product protein moonraker-like. Gene Ontology annotation, cellular component: centriolar satellite. The record is from RefSeq and is a predicted model, not a curated record. Gene Ontology annotation, biological process: centriole replication; protein localization to centrosome. NCBI's taxonomy places the organism in Eukaryota, Metazoa, Chordata, Actinopteri, Salmoniformes, Salmonidae.